Molecule: messenger RNA, 1857 nt
Organism: Anoplopoma fimbria (sablefish)
Lineage: Eukaryota; Metazoa; Chordata; Actinopteri; Perciformes; Anoplopomatidae
Exons: 7
Source: RefSeq, a predicted model, not a curated record
CUGCCAAGAUUGGAGAAGACAUACUGCCUUCCCUUUCUCGAGAGGAAAUCAAGGAUCUGUUUCCUGGUCCUGAGAACUUUCACAGGCGGCGGGCUAUAUGGCUUGUUGUUAAUAAAGAUGAAAAGGUGGAGACUGCUGUGGAACUACCACAGCCAUCAGCGACUGGAGGCAGUGGUCCUUCACAAGAAGAGCCCAACAUUUCUAAGUUUGUGGUUAUGUCCAGCCCAGAAUUCAUUGUUUAUUCAGACAGUGAACUUGAACAAGUGCGACGCUCCUACUUCGAGCAGAAACGGAUGGGGACUGAGAGCGUUGUGGUUUUAUCCAAGGAGCUCUUCUGCCGGCUCAUCAGAAACACUAUUUGUAAUAUGAUUUCCAUUGCAAGAGCCACAGAAGAUGCCAGAUACCCCACCAAACCAGAGGUCAAUGCCAUGGCAAAGCGAUUGGUGGAGUAUUAUCCAAUGGUAAAAGACUGGGAGCAUGUUGCCAAAAAGAUGAUAAAGAGGUUAUCAAAUGUAAAAAGCCCAAAGAAGGCCAAUCCUCCUGCAAAGAAACAACGGCGGGAAUGUGGAGAAAUAUCAACUAGUGACUACGACGGGGAUUCGAGUGCUUCUACGGUCAUUCUUCAUCGGUCGCCAGUCAGAGCCAGUACCCCAGUGCAAGACCUGGAUAGCAGUGAUGAAUGUGGUUCCGGUGACGUCUUGGACAGCCAGAAAACCCAGGCAAGGCACUACAAGACACUCCAAGAGAUAUGCCGGUCCAAGAAGCCAAACAAAGCUUCAGUAACCCAUCUGCUGAACUUGGAGUUUGAGUCGAGAAGACUCUUUAUAACCUCUGACACUCUAAAGGAGCAAGACCGACCCAGCAAGAUUCUGGAGGCAUAUUCUUGUUUCAAAGACUUGGAUCAUGUCUUAGAUGAGUUGCAAAGGAUACUACAGCCAAACAAUGCCCACUACGUCUCAGAGAUGCGGAAUAGAUGGAAAGACUUCUAUUCAAAGGUCCAAUUUUAUGGGGCGAUGAAGAAAGUGAUUAAACCCCCUAAAACGUUGGAUGGAGUGGAACAUGCCACUGCUGUGUUCAGAGCCCUGCCACUGCUCUUUCCAUCCAGCACUUUGCCACCUAAGAAGCUAGGCGAAAGCAGCGAGGCUGUUUUCCAUGUCCUUACGGCUUCAGAGGACCCUGAUGCAUACUUGAGCAAGCGACCCCUGUCUUGUCCAGUUUUACUCGUCUGUGAGGACAACUGCAUGAUCGCCAUUGGAAACACACCAGUGACAACCUUUGACACGAAGAAGGUGGAUGAAGGCCUGCUCUACCUCUUGGGGUAUUACUAUUGCCUGCACCUCACUUAUCCAAAGUCCAUUUCCACCAUGCUCUCAGUAUUGCAAACUGAGGUUCUCCAGGACUCCCUGCAUGACCAAGAUUCAACUGCUUCCUACAAAAAAGCCAUUGCCGAGUGGAGGUCCUUCCUUGAGUGAUUGACUGAUAUCUCUAAGAAAAUGUUUUUCAGUUUGAGAGAGUCAGACCCAUUCUAGCCACAUGUUUGUUGAUGUCAUUGGUGGUCCAUCAUUGAGUAAGUGCGUCACUGGUUUCUUUUCGAGAAAGAUACAACGUGUUUGUUGCUGUCAUUUCAAAUAUUCUUACCAGCAGCUGGAAUGGAAGUGUUUUUUGUUUUUUAAAUUAUUUUAACUGUGUUCUGCUGCUUGAAUACCUGCAUAUUUUCAAAUUAUUUGGUCUUUGUGACUAUGAAAGUCUUGGUUCUGUACUCAUUGCAGUGAGUGGAUUAAUGGAUGCAGUGCAUGUUGUUAAGAAAGAAAAAACGUUCAAAUUGCGUUGAAGCGUUGAUUAAAACAUCUCUUAAUA